Messenger RNA from Clarias gariepinus (North African catfish), 1819 nucleotides. RefSeq names its product LIM domain binding 2a (gene ldb2a). The coding region runs from base 213 to 1376 and encodes 387 amino acids. The record is from RefSeq and is a predicted model, not a curated record. The transcript is spliced from 9 exons. Gene Ontology annotation, biological process: nervous system development; positive regulation of transcription by RNA polymerase II; negative regulation of transcription by RNA polymerase II. Lineage: Eukaryota; Metazoa; Chordata; Actinopteri; Siluriformes; Clariidae. Gene Ontology annotation, molecular function: LIM domain binding. Gene Ontology annotation, cellular component: nucleus; transcription regulator complex.
AGCGCGAGCGAGAAAGAGAGAGAGAGAGAGAACGCGCGCGGCGUGUCGGAGUGCAUUUCCACGUGCGCUGCUGCGCGGAUGCUGAAAUCGUGGCUGCGCGUGUGUGUGUGUAUGUUUGUGUUUGUUUGUUUGUUUGUUUGUGUGUGUGUAUGUGAACAACAAACAGCUUCAGCUUCAGCAGCGUUAAGGCUUUAAGGCUCCAGGCACCAGGCAUGUCCAAUCCCGCGCACGACCCGUUCUACGCCUCUCCGUUCGGGCCCUUCUACCGGAGGCACGCGCCGUACGCGGUGCAGCCCGAGUACCGGAUCUACGAGCUGAACAAGCGGCUGCAGGCCCGGACUGAGGAGAGCGACAAUCUGUGGUGGGACGCGUUCGCUACCGAGUUCUUUGAGGAGGAUGCCACGCUGACUCUCUCCUUCUGCCUCGAGGAUGGACCAAAGAGAUACACGAUCGGCCGGACCCUGAUCCCUCGCUACUUCAGCACGGUGUUUGAGGGAGGAGUGACAGACCUCUACUACAUCCUCAAACACUCCAAAGAGUCGUUUCACAACUCCUGCAUCACCGUCGACUGCGACCAGUGCACCAUGGUCACGCAGCACGGCAAGCCCAUGUUCACCAAGGUGUGCACAGAGGGACGUCUGAUCCUAGAGUUCGCCUUCGACGAUCUGAUGCGGAUCAAGACGUGGCACUUCACCAUCAGGCAGUACCGCGAGCUCAUCCCACGCAGCGUCCUCGCCAUGCACGCUCAAGAUCCUCAGGUUCUGGAGCAGCUUUCCAAAAACAUUACCCGAAUGGGUCUGACUAACUUCACGCUCAACUACCUCAGGCUGUGUGUGAUCCUAGAGCCCAUGCAGGAGCUCAUGUCCAGACACAAGACGUACAGUCUCAGUCCCAGAGAUUGUCUGAAGACGUGCCUCUUUCAGAAAUGGCAGCGUAUGGUGGCACCUCCAGCCGGACAUCCACAAAACUUCAAAACGGAAAUCUUCCCCACAAAUCACAAGAAAGAGCCUACUCGACAGACCACAACAAAGAGAAGGAAGAGGAAGAACUCGGCCAGCAGCACGUCUAACAGCAGCCUUGGCAACAGCACAGGCAGCAAGAAACGCAGUCCGGCCAACAGUUUCAACCUGAGCAGCCAGGUACCUGACGUGAUGGUAGUGGGUGAGCCCACUCUGAUGGGUGGCGAGUUUGGUGACGAGGACGAGCGGCUGAUCACACGGCUGGAGAACACGCAGUAUGACGCCACCAACGGCCUCGACGACGACGACGACUUCACCAGCUCGCCAGGGCUCAACAACAGCAGACCCUGGGCUAAGGCGCCGCCUCCGGGCCAGGACAGCAAAACCGAGAGCACGGCCUCGCAAGCCUCACAGUAACCAAGACACGGUUCCAUCUUUCUCUCGCACUCAUCCUCUUUUUGUCUCUGACCUUACUUUUAAGAUUCCUAUCUCCUGGCGUCCAAGGCGUCCAUUUUUCACAACAGACUCCGAUGCGUUCAGCGUUGCACAGCACUGAGAAGGCGAAUGACAGAAAUGCACAUUUUCCACACAAGAGAAGAGAAGACUGAUGCCUGAGAUGUUCAGCUGAUAAACUGCACAUGGUCGCUAAGGUAGCAAUACAUGUCCAUGGUGACUCCUGUCCAAUAGGUGAAGAGAUUACUCGUCCAUCAUCGGAAAGCCACUGAGAUCUGAUGCACAUUUGCAUCUGUAUCAUUUUUUUUUAUUAUUAUUUUUAUUUUUAUUUUGAUCAUUAUUUUCAACACAACAAACUAAUAAGUCUUAAAUUACAUCCUUUUCCAUGCUAGAAUGAGGUUAGGACA